AUGAAAACGCCAAACGUAAAGCUGGAUCAGUGGCACAAAUUCCUGGCCGCGAAUUCCAAGGUCGAAUUCGUCUGGCUCCAGGUGCUGUCCUAUUCGUCUAGGCCGUAUGUGCGAAUUGUCCCGACGGCCAGAUUCACCGAGAUCCUCCAGAGCAGAAAGUACGUAUCGGUGCCGACGGCCGCGUUCUCGUUUGAUCCCGAGGACCACCUCGUCAGAGGGAGCUCCCCAUGCGGUACUUUCUAUCUCUGUCCCGACCUGGACAGCAUCUACUGCCAGGCGGGCUCGGAGGGCACCCGGGCAGUAGUCCAAUGCAGCUGUGUCGACGAGGGCGACACGCCCAUCGACGAGUGCGCCCGCUCCAGACUCCAAGCGCUAGAUGAGCUCGUGCAGCGUGAAACGGGGUUGACAGCGCUGGUCGGCUUCGAAGUCGAGCUGGUGCUCAUGAAAGCCGAGUCGCAACCGGACGGAACAGUGCAGUACCGUCCCCUGAGUGACGUGCACAAUUGGUCGUGCAUCACGCUAGAGGAUACCAAGAUCCUGGGCGUGCUAGAGAGCAUAUCCCGCUCCUUAGCCGACGCAGGCGUCCAGAUCGAACAGUUCCACGCCGAGUGUGCCCCCGCCCAGUGGGAGUUCGUUCUGCCCCCGGCGCCCCCCGUCCAAUCCAUCGAUAUGCUGCUGCGAGCCCGCGAGACCAUUCGCACCGUCGCCUUCUCACACGGCCUGCACGCAACCCUGUACCCGCGCCCGUCGCCGGACCACGCUGGCACGGGCGCUCACGUCCAUAUCUCGCUAAACAGCCCGGGCGAGGAGCGACUGGCGGCCAACCGCGUCGAGCCGUUCUUCGCUGGGCUGGUGCAGCACAUGCCGGCUAUUCUGGCCUUUGCGCUGCCAAUGGAGCCGAGCUACGAUCGCCUGAAGGCGGGCAUCUGGAGCGGCGGGGAGUACGCGUGCUGGGGGUGGGAGAACAAGGAGACGCCGCUCCGGCGAGUCAAGGGCAAUCGGUUCGAGUUCAAACUGAUGGACGGACUGGCCAACCCGUUUCUCACGCUUGCGGCCAUCUUUGCGGCCGGACUUGAGGGGCUGCGGUCGAAAAUCAGGUUAGAGGGAGGACCUUGUCCCCAGGCGGCAGCGGAUCUUAGCAAUGACGAACGGCGCAAACUGGGGGUGCAUAUUUUGCUCCCUCGGACGCUUGAUGAGAGCUUGAGGGAGCUCGAACGCGAUGCCAGUCUCUGUGGCGCCCUCAGCAAGCAAGCUGUGACAACCUAUGGGGGACUCAAACGGGGCGAGGCCGAAUGGUUUCGGCGGAUGGAGCCUGAAAAGCAGAUGGCUUGGUUGAUAUCUAGGUACUGA
This is a messenger RNA of Aspergillus campestris IBT 28561, 1350 nucleotides long. RefSeq names its product FluG family protein. Gene Ontology annotation, molecular function: glutamine synthetase activity. Lineage: Eukaryota; Fungi; Ascomycota; Eurotiomycetes; Eurotiales; Aspergillaceae. The transcript has a single exon. The record is from RefSeq and is a predicted model, not a curated record. Bases 1 to 1350 code for a protein of 449 amino acids.